Solanum stenotomum is the source of this 1312-nucleotide messenger RNA. Its product is annotated as syntaxin-32-like. Bases 141 to 1223 code for a protein of 360 amino acids. The record is from RefSeq and is a predicted model, not a curated record. The transcript has 5 exons. Lineage: Eukaryota; Viridiplantae; Streptophyta; Magnoliopsida; Solanales; Solanaceae. Gene Ontology annotation, molecular function: SNARE binding; SNAP receptor activity. Gene Ontology annotation, biological process: endoplasmic reticulum to Golgi vesicle-mediated transport; vesicle fusion; intracellular protein transport. Gene Ontology annotation, cellular component: Golgi membrane; SNARE complex; endomembrane system.
CAAUUCUAGGGUUCUUCAGAUCCAAUCGGUUUUUGAAUGCGCAUGUGAAAUUCUCUGUGUUUUUUAUUUUUAUAAUUGAGGAGCAUAGAUCGAUUUGUUAGUGUAUUGAAAGUUAUAAUUUUCGGAGAUUAUUAUUGAAAAUGCCUGUGAAAGUAGCGAGUGCGUCAUAUCGGGAUCGGACUCAGGAGUUUCAGAGUAUAGCGGAGAGGUUAAAGAAGUCAUUUUCGUCUUUUCAGAAUGGGCCGAUUAGCAGCAGCACCAGCAGUGGUUCUAGAUCGGAGGAACAGAGGACCACUAUUGCUAUGCAAUCGGAGUUCAAUCGGCGAGCCUCCAAAAUUGGUUUUGGAAUACAUCAAACCUCUCAGAAGCUUGCAAAGCUAGCAAAACUGGCAAAAAGGACUUCCGAUUUUGAUGAUCCGACUACAGAAAUCCAGGAGCUGACUGCAGUCAUCAAGCAAGAUAUUAUAGCACUUAACUCUGAUGUAGUAGAUCUCCAGCUUCACUCUAAUUCUCGUAAUGAAAGUGGUAAUAGUGAUACCAUUAGUCACUCAACGACUGUUGUAGAUGGCUUGAAGAACAGGCUGAUGACUGCCACAAAGGAGUUCAAAGAAGUACUCACCAUGCGGACAGAGAAUAUGAAGGUUCAUGAGAACAGAAGACAGAUGUUUUCUUCAUCGACUACCAGAGAAGCUUCGAAUCCAUUUGUGCGCCAGCGUCCACUAGCUUCAAGGACCAUACUCCACCUAGUGGGAUUUCACUGGGUAUGUUGUUGUUGUCCCCCAGCUUCAAGGAAUACUGCUAGUACAUCAGCCAGUCCUCCUCCUUGGGCUAAUGAUUCAGCUUCUUCUUCUCAGUUAUUUCCAAGGAAGCAAGGGGAUGGAAACACACAGCCAUUGUUGCAGGAUCAACAACAGCAGCAGCAGCAGAUAGUUCCAUUGCAAGACAGCUUCAUGCAGAGUAGAGCUGAAGCUCUUCAAAAUGCCGAGUCUGCUAUCCAAGAGCUGGGCAACAUUUUUAAUCAGCUUGCUACCUUGGUUUCUGAGCAAGGGGAGGUUGCAAUCAGGAUUGAUGAGAACAUGGAUGACGCACUAACAAAUGUGGAAGGGGCACAAGGGGCUCUGCUCAGGUACCUCAAUAGCAUCUCGUCUAAUCGGUGGCUAAUGAUUAAGAUAUACUUUGUGUUGUUUUCCUACCUUAUGAUUUUCCUUUUUUUUGUGGCAUAGUGAACAAUGGACAUUCGACAAAGUGUGAUGUAGAAAGACAAAUAAUCGUGUAUUUUAGAUAAGUUGCUCCGACCCCUGGUAGCGCUACU